Molecule: messenger RNA, 1491 nt
Organism: Candidozyma auris
Lineage: Eukaryota; Fungi; Ascomycota; Pichiomycetes; Serinales; Metschnikowiaceae
Gene: PTC2
Product: type 2C protein phosphatase
Exons: 1
Coding region: 1-1491 (496 amino acids)
Biological process (GO): protein dephosphorylation
Molecular function (GO): cation binding; protein serine/threonine phosphatase activity
Source: RefSeq, a predicted model, not a curated record
AUGGGCCAGAUUCUUUCCCAGCCAGAAACCGAAAAACACUCGGAAAAGGACAGCGACAAGUACCUUGCCUAUGGCUUGAGUUGCAUGCAAGGGUGGAGGAUAAACAUGGAAGACGCCCAUGCCACCAUUAUGAAUUUGAAGAAGAAAGACGGAAACGAAAGUGAAGGGGACGCAGACCACACGGCGUUCUUCGGUGUGUACGACGGCCACGGGGGCGAAAAAGCCGCUAUCUUCACCGGGUUGCGUUUGCACGAGUUGGUUGCCCUGACAGAGGCGUUUGCUCAGAAAGACUACGUCAACGCUUUGAAAGACGGGUUUUUGCUGUGUGACCAGGCGAUUUUGCAAGAUUACGAGACCCGCAACGACGAGUCUGGGUGUGCGGCCACGGCGGCCAUUGUGACUCCGUACCACAUUUACUGUGCCAACGCUGGUGACUCGAGGACGGUGAUGUCGCAGAAUGGGUACGCCAAGGCGCUUUCGUACGACCACAAGCCGUUCAACGAGGGCGAAAAGGCCAGAAUCUGUGCUGCGGGCGGUUACGUGGACGUGGGGCGUGUUAAUGGCAACUUGGCCUUGUCUCGAGGCAUUGGCGACUUUAUGUUCAAAAAGAACGAUGAUUUGCCCGCCGAGGAGCAGAUCGUGACAUGUUACCCGGACGUGAUCCACCACGCAAUUGAUUUUGCCAAAGACGAGUUUGUCAUCUUGGCGUGUGAUGGUAUUUGGGACUGCCUAAGCUCGCAGAACUGUGUGGAGUGUGUUAGAAGAGGCAUCUACGAGAGGAAAUCGCUCACGCAGAUAUGUGAGGAGAUCAUGGAGCUCUGUUGUGCUCCUACCUCUGACGGUCUGGGUAUUGGGUGCGACAAUAUGUCUAUUUUGAUUGUGGCCUUGUUGGACCACGCCAAAAACGAAACGUUGGAGCAGUGGUACGACAGGGUGAUUGAUAAGAUCAAGAAGCAGGAGGAACACGUCAAGGCCCACCCGGACCUGGCGGAGGCCGCCACCUACGAGUACGGCCCCAUUUCUCCUCCUUACAAUGACUUGUACAAGGAGAUCUUUGGAGACUUCUACGAAAUCGGGCAGCAAGCCAACAACGACACCCGUGGCGGCGGUGCCGGUCGUGACUCCAUGUUUGGCCACUCCAUGUUCGGGAACAUGGGUAUGCGCAACGGCGGCAAGGGCGGUGACGACGACGAUCUCGACAGUAACGAGGAUGACGAGAACGCUGGCCCUGCCGGUCCUUCUUCCAGCGAUGGCCUCAACAACGGCGCAAUCUCUUUACAGAAAUUGUUAUCGAGUAAUGUGAUCACCAAUGAGAAUGGCGUCAUCUACUUGGACACCUCAAGCGCCCAGUCGUUGUUGGCGUCCUUUGGCAUGCCUACAGGUGAACAGCUGGACGAAAAUGGAUCUGAAGAGGAUGACAGCGUGCACGAAAAACACAUUGAGGAGGUGGACGAAAGCGAGUCUGAGUCGCUGAACAAGACUAACGAGUAG